Molecule: messenger RNA, 2334 nt
Organism: Hyla sarda
Lineage: Eukaryota; Metazoa; Chordata; Amphibia; Anura; Hylidae
Gene: ARHGDIA
Product: Rho GDP dissociation inhibitor alpha
Exons: 6
Coding region: 173-787 (204 amino acids)
Biological process (GO): Rho protein signal transduction
Cellular component (GO): cytoplasm; membrane; cytosol
Molecular function (GO): Rho GDP-dissociation inhibitor activity; protein binding
Source: RefSeq, a predicted model, not a curated record
AUAGCCUGCUCUCGGGUGUACCAACAUGGCCGCCUCGGCGGAAAUGACGCACAUCCCGGAAAGGAAGAGGAGAGCGCACGGCGGGGCGUGUACGGCCAUCAUUCGCCAUUCCUGAGGGUGGGAGCUGUAAGAGCAGGGAAGCGAACCGGCAGCGGCUGCCCCUCUCUGAACCAUGGCUGAGCACGAACCCACUACAGAGCAACUGGCGCAGAUCGCAGCCGAGAACGAGGAGGACGAACAUUCGGUGAACUACCGCCCCCCGGCGCAGAAAACCAUCGAGGAGAUACAGGCUCUGGACCAGGACGAUGAGAGUCUGCGCAAGUACAAGGAGGCUCUGCUGGGCCCCGUGCCCGCCGCAAUUGAUCCCAAGGCUCCGAAUGUCGUGGUCACCAAACUGACCUUGGUCUGUGCAGAGGCUCCCGGCCCCCUGGAGUUGGACCUGACAGGAGAUCUUGAGAAGUUUAAGAAACAAUCAUUCUGCCUUAAAGAAGCUGUGGAGUACAGAAUUAAAAUCAGCUUUAAGGUGAACAAGGAGAUCGUUUCCGGACUGAAAUAUCAGCAGCAGACCUACCGGAAAGGUGUAAAAUUGGACAAAACAAACUACAUGGUUGGAAGUUACGGCCCCCGCGUGGACGAAUAUGAAUUUCUGACUCCCAUAGAGGAGGCCCCCAAGGGUAUACUGGCCAGAGGCUGCUACAACAUGAAGUCUCUCUUCACUGACGACGAUAAAACCAAUCACCUCUCCUGGGAGUGGAACCUGACCAUCAGCAAAGAUUGGAAGAACUAGGUCCAUGGAGAAGACGUGUGCCGCCCCCUUUGUGUGGGGUCUAUAACAUCCCUCUGUCCUCCGGGAGAAGCUGCCGGAUCGCGUCCCCACUCUGUACCAUGUGGCGUGUCCCCCACCCCACCCCCCCUCCAAUGCCUCCUUUAAAAAAAAAAAAAAUGCCAAGUGGGAUUGCCGUUUCUGCCUGAUGUGGGCGCUGUUUGCCUUGCCCCGUUGUGUAUUAUGUAUACUGCAAGAUGAUUGGGCGGAAGGAGUUGUGCCCGUUGUCCGCUCAUGUUGUCGUGCCCGGCCCGAGUUCAUUCCAAGGACUUGUUGUUUUUUUCUGACCGCCUUAUGAUAAUUUCUGUCCAUUGAGAUGUCGUCUUCUUCUUCUUUUAAUGUUUUGUAGCCAUGUUGCCUUAAUGAUUUUGCAUUCGUUGCAGUAGGGGCAUUGCCCGAUGCUCCAUGUUGUGCCUCGCUUUAAAGUCUGCCUGCUGCAGUGUGUUAUCCCAGAAUGGGGUGAAGUCACUAAAGCUGCUUUUAUUCCACAUAUGACAUCUCUAUUGGAGGAGCGGAGAUCUUUUUACUCCAGCGCAGAUUUGUAUAGGACCAAACAAAUAAAAUGAAAUGUUCAGUGUCGGUCUCCAUCCAGGGGCCGGAACACCCCCUGUUCUGUAGUAUUGCGUUUACAAAGCUGCUUGUCUGUAGUCUGCCUGCUUCACCACACACAACGUCCAUACUGCACUUAGAUGAUCCUAGAGAGAAGCGCCAUACUAAAGGGGCACUCCAGAGGAUUAAAAAAAAAAUGUUUCAAACCAACUGUUUCCAGAAAAUUCUACAGAUUUGUAAAUUAGUUAUUUCCAGUCCGACCACAGUGCUCUCUGCUGCCACAUCUGCUCGUGUCAGGAACUGUCUAAAUUCCUAUAGAAAACUUCUCCUGCUCUGUACAGUUCCUGAAAAGGACAGAGGUGUCAGCAGAGAGCACUGGGGUCAGACUGGAAAGAACUACACAACUUCCUCUGGAGCAUCCAGCAGUUAAGUACGGGGAGGAUUAAUAUUUUUAUAUAGAAGUAAUUUACAAAUCUGUAGACCUUUCCCGCACAAGUUGAUUAGAUUUUUUUUCCCUCCAGAGGACCCCUUAACGCUAGUACUGACAUAUGAUUGUGGGGGUUGUAGCUUGAAUGGGGUCGCUUUACAUCCAGGGGGAAAUUGUGUAAGUGCUCUUCUUCUUCUUCCUCCUUUUUGGAUUAUUAAUAUUUAUUGCCUUUUUCUUAUCAUACUCCCAGAUGCACCAUUCCGCCCCGGGGGGGAGCGGGCAGCAGGCAGUGACUACUCAUGUGGUAUCCUCUUUGGGGGGGGGGGGGAACUUUUGGGGUAUCGAUCAUUGUAGCCUUCAGAGUCUUUGGGGGGGAUGUGGGGGGUAGUUUCUCACGGACAGAGGAAAAAUUUGUUGUUUAUUUUGUUUUGUAUUUGUUUUGUCUGUAACAUUUCCUGAAAAGCCAGAAUAGCAUGAUAACACCUCCGGUCAUCUGCUUCCUUUUUAUGACAAAUAAAAUUAUUCUGACUGGCGA